AUGAGAAUAUACUUGUUUUCAUUCUUGAUCCCAUUUGUAUUUUCUUUAGAAUAUCAACUAUUCGACACAUCCCAACUUUCACCAUCCUCAUUUUUUGAACAAUUCGAUUAUGAAACUUUAAAAUCAUCUCCUUGGGAGCUUUCAAAAUCAAAGAAAUUUGAUGAAGGAAGAAAAGAAAUGAUGGCAUAUGAAGGAGAAUGGGAACUAAAAGAUUCAGAUUCUAAAGUUGCACGUGGAUUAGAUGGAGAUAAAUCAUUAACUAUGAUGUCUAGAGCAAGACAUCAUGCUAUCACAAGAUUUUUGGAUAAAGAAGUUUCAGGAACUAAUGGAGUUUUCGUUGUUCAAUACGAAGUUAAGUUUGAAAAUUCAAUUGAUUGUUCAGGUUCAUACAUUAAGUUAUUUUCUGCAGAAUCCCCUGAAGAUCUUUCAUUUGAUUCAUACGAGGUGAUGUUUGGUCCAGAUAUUUGUAGUACAUCAAAUUCCAUAAAAAUGUUACUUCAUGAUGGCGACGUUUCUUUGAAACAUCCACCAAUGGCUCGUAAAGACGAACUUUCAAAUCUAUACACAUUGAUUAUCGAUAACGGGAAACUUUCUAUCAGAAUCAAUGGACAAGUAGCAAAAGCUGGAAAUAUCACUAAUCCAAGAUUUGUCAAGAAUAGUUCUAAAUUCACAAAUAUUGAACCUAUUACUGCCAUUGGGUUUGAGUUAUGGCUGAUGGAUGCCGGCAUUCUGUUUAAUAAUAUCUACGUGGGAAAUAGUAUUGAAGAAGCUGAAUUGAUUGGUAACUCUACCUGGAAACCAAAAUAUGAAUUGGAAGUUGUUCAAAAAAGAGAAUAUAGAAACAAUUUAAAAAUUAAACACCCACCUGCUCCUCCUCCAAAAAGUUUUGAUGAUCUCAUAGAAGAGGAAAAGAUUGAUUUCCUUAGUUAUUGGUAUUUGAUCUUCCCAUUAAUUUUCAUUGCUAUUUUCUUUGCUUCUAGAUAG
Candida tropicalis MYA-3404 is the source of this 984-nucleotide messenger RNA. Its product is annotated as calnexin. The record is from RefSeq and is a predicted model, not a curated record. The transcript has a single exon. Gene Ontology annotation, biological process: protein folding. Gene Ontology annotation, cellular component: endoplasmic reticulum membrane; endoplasmic reticulum. NCBI's taxonomy places the organism in Eukaryota, Fungi, Ascomycota, Pichiomycetes, Serinales, Debaryomycetaceae. Gene Ontology annotation, molecular function: calcium ion binding. The coding region runs from base 1 to 984 and encodes 327 amino acids.